AUGGCAAUGGAGUUGCAGACAAUAAAGGACAUGAUCGAAGACAACUACACCAACAGUGUGAUCCCAUUGCACAAUGUCACAAGUGACAUUCUUGAACUUGUCAUCGAGGACUGCAAGAAGCAUGUGGAGGCUGCUGAGUCCGAGUCUGAACCUUCUUGUUCUUUGGCUUCCAAGCUCAUCGACAAUCCACUCAAGGCCUGGGAUGUCAAGUUCAUCAAGGUCCACCAAGAAACACUCUUCAACCUAAUUCUGACUGUCUUACUUGGUGGAUGGGUGAACUAUUUUUCAAAUUUUUCAGGCGGCCAACUAUCUGGAUAUCUAGGGGCUGUUGGAUUUGACCUGCCAAGCAGUGGCAGAUAUGAUGGAGGGAAACACUAUAGAUCAGAUACAUAA
Molecule: messenger RNA, 393 nt
Organism: Quercus lobata
Lineage: Eukaryota; Viridiplantae; Streptophyta; Magnoliopsida; Fagales; Fagaceae
Product: SKP1-like protein 1B
Exons: 2
Coding region: 1-393 (130 amino acids)
Biological process (GO): ubiquitin-dependent protein catabolic process
Source: RefSeq, a predicted model, not a curated record